Saccoglossus kowalevskii is the source of this 1634-nucleotide messenger RNA. RefSeq lists its product as uncharacterized. NCBI's taxonomy places the organism in Eukaryota, Metazoa, Hemichordata, Enteropneusta, Harrimaniidae. Gene Ontology annotation, cellular component: cell cortex; nucleus; microtubule plus-end. Gene Ontology annotation, biological process: cytoplasmic microtubule organization. Gene Ontology annotation, molecular function: microtubule plus-end binding. The record is from RefSeq and is a predicted model, not a curated record.
UAUCCCAUGGUGCACCGGAAAGUGAACACAUCUCGUAGCCUUCGAUUCACGCGAGAUUUGUCGAGAGCGUCGAUUUCAUGCUAUCCAGUCGCGUAGCAACCUUCAAAAUUUCCCGGGAUUAUUACGUCACUUCUACCUAAUUGAUUUUCAAUUCUAAAAUUGCGUCUCUCCGUCUGUUGUUAGUAGACGCGUUUGUCUUAUAUUUUUUAUUUCCCAAGGAACCUUCAGGUACGCAAACAGAAUUAUAUUUUAUGGUACAAUAUUGAAAAAAUAAAAUUGGUCCAAAUAUCCAAAUUUGUUUAGAAUUAUGGUUCUUUUUGCCAACGUUGUUAUAGGUCAGAGGGUAGAGGUUAAAUACAAAGGUCGCAUUCACAGAGGAACUGUGAAGUUCAAGGGAUCACUAAACUCAGUGGAAGGUGACUGGGUUGGUGUUGCAUUAGCAGAGCCAGUGGGCAAACAUAAUGGUUUAUACAGAGGUACUCAGUAUUUUUCCUGUAAAGAUGGACAUGGGUUAUUUAUUCACCCGUCAAGAAUACGAUUCCUGACGACAAAAAGAUGUUUAUUUGACAACUACCAUUCAGUAAUGCCUAUUUCAUUCAUUGAAGAUACACUGUUUGAGAGAUCAGAAACUCCCCAUGUAAGAAGUUACACAGAUCCUGUGUCAAUCUCAUCUAGUUAUUUAGACACUGCCAGAGAUCUGUUCCGAAGUGAGGAACAGAAUAUGUUCAGCAGUACUCCUCGUACAUAUCGACUUGGCCACUCUGUUGGUCGUGAAAUACGAGCAGCAACAAUGAGACCUUCAACAUCAAUGUCAACGUACACGUAUCGUAGUACACCAGUACAUGGAUUCUAUGAUAUGGACUAUAAUGACGAAUUCAUUUCAAGACCAUCUAUGCCUAUGAUACAUAUGCCACAUCACGUACUUGUCAGACAAAAUAAACGAGGAUGGAAUGAUUCCGUAACAAAACCCAGGGAAUGGUCUUUGUAGAAAACAAUUUACUAGAAAUAAACCAUUUACAUUCAACUAGAGUGGGGAGGGGGGAGGGGGAAUGUUUACAUAAACUAUACAUGAUGCACAGUAUAAGAACAUUUACUGGUAGUUUCUUUUCUUGAAUAAUAAGUCCCUGUUUUGGACAAAAAUGAGACUUGGGCUAUGUCCACACUUAUUUCUUACACACUAGGACAAAUUACAUUCACACUUGGUACAAAGACCAGACAUCAUGGCUUACAGAUGCACAUCACAUGGAUUUGCACUUGGACAACCCAAUAUGGUUGACUUUUGGCAAUUUUAGUGGCAAUAAUUACUAUUGCUGCUGUUGGACAUGCAUAAAUGGCUUCGUUCAAACUUGGCACAGAAAAUCACCUUUAAUAAAUUUAAUUCUAUUUAUGGAUCAGAUUUAAAAUAAAUGACUAGUAGUCAUUUUGUUUUGUUUUUUUAAAAAAAUUCUGUUCGACGCAGACGCACAAUACCGGAAACAUCAUGGGAUGCACAUGUGCAUGAUAUUUUGUUCAGAAAUGACAUAACAUCCUCAAUCACUUAUUCCGUUGCAUUGUUUAAAUAUUUAAAAUUAACAGGGACUGCCAAUGUCUCUAACCAAAUAUUUUAUGGGCAUAUCAAUUUUAGCAUAUUUUUU